AUGACUCUCCAUAUCUCAAAACCCAUUCAACUCCCCCUCUCGAAAGAGGAUCUCGAUGCUAUCAACAUCCACCUCUCCCCGAUGACCCCAGAAGAGAUCUUGGGGUGGGCUUUGGAUUAUCUCCCUGGACUACACCAGACCACCGCUUUCGGUCUGACUGGCCUAGUGGCCAUUGAUGUGCUGUCAAAGCUCACAUCAUCACCUCCACCUCUGAUUUUUCUCGAUACCCUAUAUCACUUCUCGGAGACCUAUGAAUUGGUGGAAGAAGUAGAAUCGAGGUACAACGUCCCCGUACAUGUGUACAAGCCAGAUGGAUGCGAGACCGUGGCGGAUUUUGAGGCGAAGUAUGGCGAAAAAUUUUGGGAAAAGGAUGACAGUUCAUAUGACUUUGCUGUCAAGGUUGAACCUGCUCGACGUGCAUACAAAGAACUAGGCGUACAAUCUGUAAUCACAGGUCGUCGCGCAUCCCAGGGCGGCGACCGCGCGUCCCUCCAACCUCUCGAAGUCGACUCUACAGGUUUACUAAAAUUGAACCCUCUCUUCUCAUGGAACUUCCACCUCGUCGAGUGGUAUAUCACCGAAAACAAAGUCCCACGAAACAAAUUGCUCGAUCAAGGAUAUCGGAGUGUUGGAGACUGGCACAGUACGUCUAAAGUGGGUGAGGGGCAAGAUGAGAGGGCGGGGAGGUGGGCUGGGAAGGAGAAGACGGAGUGUGGGCUUCACAAAGAUUAUUUUGCGAUGAAGGCGCAGGCGAGGCUCACGGCGGCAGGUACGUCGAAUGAGUGCUAA
This is a messenger RNA of Laccaria bicolor S238N-H82, 789 nucleotides long. RefSeq lists its product as uncharacterized. The transcript is spliced from 2 exons. Gene Ontology annotation, cellular component: cytoplasm. Lineage: Eukaryota; Fungi; Basidiomycota; Agaricomycetes; Agaricales; Hydnangiaceae. Bases 1 to 789 code for a protein of 262 amino acids. Gene Ontology annotation, molecular function: phosphoadenylyl-sulfate reductase (thioredoxin) activity. The record is from RefSeq and is a predicted model, not a curated record.